GCGGCGCAGCAUUUUUGCAAUGAUCGCAGCUAUUUAUCAGAUUUUACAACUGAAAAGCCAAAGAAGGUCUUAAUAGCCAAUGGCGAAGCAUUACCGACAGCUGGGAAAGGAACUGCGCAAGCUGUGUUAAAGGACAAUAGUUUGAGAUUGAUAAGUAAUGUGUACUUAGUCCCUAAAUUGUCUGUUAAUUUGUUAUCUGUUAGUGCGAUGGAUAAGAAAGGUUACGAAAUUGUGUUUCGUUCUGGCGGGUGUACAGUCUAUGACAAAGGGGAGGUUUUGGCUACUGCUACCCUGAGAGAUGGUAUUUAUGAACUCGAUGCCAUUGAAACUGUUUCUGUCUCAUGUAGUGAGCCGUCCUCGGAGGCCAUGUGUUCGUCUUUGUCUGUAGGUACAGGUGACAGCAAAGCGGUGCCGGCACGUCAACUGAAGGAUGACAGUCGUCCUGUUGCCGUGAGCGUGAAGCAAGCGCCGCAGUCCCCUGCUACUGGAAACCAGUCAAUGCAACAAAUUUGGCACCAUCGUCUAGCUCAUCUGAACACCCGAAGCAUGGAGUUACUGCGAAAAGAAGUUCCUGAAGAAGCAUGGAAUUCGACAUCAGACCACGGUUCCAAGGUCGUCAGCUCAGAACGGUGUCGCGGAACGCGCGAUCAGAAGCGUUACGGAGAAAGCCAGGUGCAUGCUUCAGGAAGCAGGCUUGAAAAAGGAAUUCUGGGCAGAGGCGGUCAACACCGCCGUCUACUUGAAGAAUCGCUCUCCAACUAAGGCUGUGAUGGGCAGUACACCACAAGAAAAAUGGACAGGUAAAAAGGAGAAUCUGAGUUACCUGCGCAUUUUUGGUUGUCAAGCGUAUGCCCUUCAGCACAAACGGGACAAACUGGAUCCCAAAAGUAAGAAAUAUAUUUUUGUCGGAUACUGUGACGAGUCAAAGGGUUACAGAUUGAUAGAUCCGGCGAGCCCGAAGAAUGUCAUAAAGGCAAGAAAUGUCACUUUUCUUGAACAUGCUUUUUGGAAUGACACUUCAUCGGAUGAGGAUGACAGUUCACGUUACACUCAGAUUGGUUUGUUUCCGAACAAUGUAACUGUCACUGAUGACGUUCAAGUGCGACCCGCCUUACCCGAUUUACCCCAAGAGCCCGCAGAAAUAUCGAAUGAAAACUGUCAAGAUAACAGUGUCAAUACGAUAGAUGAUUCUGAGAGCAGUAGUGAGACCCCAGAUGACCCUGCGGA
Cydia amplana is the source of this 1227-nucleotide messenger RNA. RefSeq lists its product as uncharacterized. Lineage: Eukaryota; Metazoa; Arthropoda; Insecta; Lepidoptera; Tortricidae. The coding region runs from base 208 to 762 and encodes 184 amino acids. The record is from RefSeq and is a predicted model, not a curated record. The transcript is spliced from 2 exons.